Molecule: messenger RNA, 498 nt
Organism: Penaeus chinensis
Lineage: Eukaryota; Metazoa; Arthropoda; Malacostraca; Decapoda; Penaeidae
Product: histone H2B.2, sperm-like
Exons: 1
Coding region: 1-498 (165 amino acids)
Cellular component (GO): nucleosome
Molecular function (GO): structural constituent of chromatin; protein heterodimerization activity; DNA binding
Source: RefSeq, a predicted model, not a curated record
AUGAGCAAGAAGGUGCUGAAGCAGGCCGAGCAGAUCGGGCGGCAGAUCGACGAGAAGAGGGAGGCCGUGAAGGAGGCGGCGGAGGAGCUGGAGGCCAAGGCGAGAAAGCUGAAGCCCGUCGCCAAGAGGGCGGUCGACCGCCUGCGGGCGCGCGGCGCCGAGGCCUCCGACGCGGCGCCGAGCCUCCUGCGGCCGGUCGUGGCGCGGCGCCGCGGCAGGAACGAGUCGUACAGGCUGUACCUCUCGCGGCUCGCGAAGGACGUGGACCCCGCCUUCGGCGUGACGCGCGGCGGCCUCGACGCCCUGGACGGCGUGACCUGCGAGCUGUUCGGGCGCCUGGCGGACGCCGCCGCCGUCCUGACGAAGGUGGGGCGGCGGGUGACGCUGGGCGAGCGCGACGCCGAGGCGGCCGUGAGGCUGCUGCUGCGGGGGCGGCUGCGGCGGGAGGCCGAGCGCGACGCCCGCGCCGCCGUCGCGCGCUUCAGGGCGUGGCGGUGA